This is a messenger RNA of Momordica charantia (bitter melon), 1454 nucleotides long. Its product is annotated as Amino acid kinase family protein. The record is from RefSeq and is a predicted model, not a curated record. Gene Ontology annotation, cellular component: cytosol. Gene Ontology annotation, biological process: terpenoid biosynthetic process. Gene Ontology annotation, molecular function: kinase activity; isopentenyl phosphate kinase activity. NCBI's taxonomy places the organism in Eukaryota, Viridiplantae, Streptophyta, Magnoliopsida, Cucurbitales, Cucurbitaceae.
UCCUUCCAUAUAUUUUAUACUUAUCGUAGGGAGAAAAACCCGCGAAUUUCUGGGAGGAGUUAGCUUCGGAUUCGAGUUUGAUUCGCCCAUUGAUUCGCUCAUCGUAGACUUUCUCAUUCAAGCACAAUGGAGGAGGGAAAUCAAUCGCACACAGUCUCCGAUGACAGUAUCAAAGCUCUGGAUCUGGCCAGACAAGUCCGAUGCAUCGUAAAACUCGGUGGUGCCGCUAUUACUUGCAAAAAUGAAUUGGAGACGAUACAUGAAGAAAAUUUGGCGACGGUUUCGUCUCAUCUGAGGAAAACGAUGGUUAGUGGCUCUUCUUCUUCAAAGAUUAUUGGAAUGGAUUGGAGCAAGCGGCCUGGACAAUCCGACAUUGCAUCUAUUGCAGAUGAUUUCGGAGAACAGGAAGUUGGCCUUGCGAGCCCCUUUAUAGUUGUUCAUGGAGCUGGUUCUUUUGGCCACUUUCAGGCAAGUAAAUCAGGGGUUCAUAAAGGAGGACUUGGCAGAUCCUUGGUCAAGGCUGGAUUUGUUGCCACUCGUAUAUCUGUAACUUCGCUCAAUCUCCAAAUUGUUAGAGCACUAGCAAGAGAGGGUAUUCCAUCUGUUGGAAUGUCUCCAUUUUCAUGUGGAUGGUCCACUUGUGAAAGAAAUAUAGCUGCAGUUGAUUUACAUGGAGUUUCUAAAGCUAUUAACUUUGGAUUUGUUCCUGUUCUGCAUGGAGAUGCCGUUUUUGAUGAUUCCCUGGGGUGCACCAUAUUAAGCGGAGAUGUAAUAAUUCGACAUCUUGCAGAGCAUCUAAAGCCUGAUUAUGUUGUUUUCCUUACAGAUGUUUUAGGGGUUUAUGAUCGUCCUCCUUCAGAACCUAAUGCAGUCCUUCUGAGAGAGAUUGUUGUGGGUGAAGAUGGUCGUUGGUCUGUUUUACAACCUAUAAUGCACAACAGUAAUACAGAAGUUGAGAUAACUGUAGCUGCCCAUGAUACAACUGGGGGAAUGGUGACUAAGAUAUCCGAGGCGGCAAUGAUUGCAAAGCUUGGCAUUGAAGUCUACAUUGUAAAGGCGGCAACAGAUCACUCCUUGAGAGCCCUAAGUGGAAAAAUCCGAGGCAAAAUUCCUGAUGACUGGCUUGGGACGGUCAUCCGGUUUUCAAGAUAGAUCUUCAAUCAGGUACGUCCAGUGGAAUAUCUCAAGUUAUGAUCUAUUUCGUAAAUUACUGUGCUACAUUUCGGCACGAGAUGAGAAAACUCAAAAACUCGAUGUCUUAAGAUUAUAAUUAAGGAUUCAUGGUAUGAACCCCAUUAUGUCCAGGUACAUUUUUUGACAUUAAAGUUAGUCCAAUUAUUCAGCUGUCUGAUUGUUCCAAAACAGUUAUUGGAAUUCACUUGUAUCAGUUUCUGCAAUAGGACUUACCAAAACUCCCCCUACUUUGAUGAAAAUUGCUAAUGUUGCUUCUUAAA